CUAAACACGGAGGAGCUCAGGCUGCAGCAGCCAAGCAGCAGCGGAAGAAAUGAAGCCAGCACGUUCAUGAUUACCAAUAAACCGGCGCCCUGUCGCUGAGGUGGUGUUCAGGCGUCGAGGAUCUCCGACACAAUGAGAUGAAAGGAGAGAGGAGGAGCGCUGGAGGGGGAUGCGGAGGAUGCAGAGGAGAGGGGGCUUGUGGUCUCGGCCUGGCUGGCGUCUGCUGAGCGCCGCCGUCUCCAGAGAGCGUUCCUUGGUUUUGUCUUUGGGAGACCGGGGUGCCUGAUGGCAGUGUGAAUCCUCUUCACGGGUCAAACAAGAGGUGAAACCACAGAUGAAAACGAUGUCUGACGAGACAGAGCAGAGAAUGUGUGACGAGGACUUUUGCUCGGACGAGGAGGGCGAGGAGGCGGACGUGGAGUCUUACUUGGAGGACAACAGCAGCGAGCUUAUGGACCGCCUGAAAGAGUUGGAGGCAGAAAAUUCCUCCUUGAUGCUGGCCAAUGAGAGUCAGAGAGAAGCGUACGAGAGAUGCUUGGAUGAGGUGGCCAACCAUGUAGUCCAAGCUCUGCUAAAUCAGAAGGAUCUGAGGGAAGAAUGCAUCAAGUUGAAGAUGUUGGUGUUUGACCUAGAGAGACAGAACCGAGCACUUUGUGAGCUUUUUCAGCAGAAGCUGCCCAAUCAUCCUACUGCUCACUACCAGGUCCAGGCAGGACCCCUCCCAGACUACAAUGCACAGCUGCACAAUGACUCUGCCAAGCAUUUGGAGGCCGCUCAGACUGAAGCACAAGCCAAGGGAAACGGCUUCCGCGCUCAACACUCCUCUCCUGGCCACCGAGGUCCCGCCGCCUCCAUGGAGGCUCUUUCUCCCUUCUUCAAGAAGAAAGCACACAUUCUGGAGGUCCUGCGCAAGAUGGAGGAGACGGACCCUCUCAAGUUUCACCCGACCACCACGAGCUUGUCUUUCUGCGACUACAGCCAGGUGCUAAUGUCCACCGAGGCCGUCCUGGCCUCGGCGGACCCCCUGCAGGGCAAAUCCCACCACUUGCACUGCCACUGCUCGCGCACUGACGUCGACACACUCCAACAUGUCAACGGUGACGGGGCGGCGAAGUGCGAGGGGGGAAACACCUGCUGUCUGCACUGCAAGAGGAGCCCAGACGGACCUCCAAAGACAUGCGCUCACCCCUGCCCUGCACCCGCCGCCACCCAAAACCACGGUGCUCCUGCAGCUGCUACGAAUGAAUGUCACAGUAAAAGCCGAACAACGGAAUCCGUCUCGGUCUCGCCGUCUAAACAAAGCACCAAGAAUGACGUCCAGCAGCCACCAGAAUGCGGCGCAGACACCGGCAGUGUGAGCGUGGAGGAUGUAGAGCAGAAGCAUAACAGUGAAGAACUCACUGACUUCUUUCCCGCCCCUCAUGUUCCUGCUUUGGAGGUGGUCCCCGCCUGUGACUCCAGUGAGGACCCUCUCUGCUCCGUUCCCGAGAAGGAUUGUGCGGAUCUUCCGGCUACCGAUGUGAGAGCCGGCUCCUCCGUCAGCCCGAGCUCCUCCUGCCUCAGUGACGUGAAAGCCGCCGCCAUCAACUCGCCAUCCAAACUGCUUAAGUUCCUGAAGAUCCCAUCCAUAAGCGAGAAGUGUCAGACCUCCAACCCCGCCGUCCGUCUUAGCCCCCAACUCACACGCAGCUCCAGGAUCCCCUGUCGCACCAACAACUACGAGGUGUACCACUCUCCCGUCCCCACCCGCAGAGCCACCACCACUGAGCGGUGCAGGCAGCCGCCGCCCCCGCCCACGAGGUCUGAGUCUUACCCUGCCACGCACUCUGCACCGACCUCUCCGCCGCAGCCUGAGGACGCCUGCUCCUCCCCGCCGCCUAAAGAUGAAGCUUAUGGCCGCUUCCCCGCACCCAAAGCCACCUCUAAAAUGGCCGCUCCCUCGUCCACAUCCUCUUUUAAAGUAUGUCAGAAUAUACCACAUUACCAAAACAUUUGUCAAGUGUCCUCCAACUCUGGAGAGGAGGAGCCCACACACGCUCCGGAGAAAGGAACCACUCUUCCAGCUCAAGCGAAAGCAAACGGUGGUGAAAGAAAGCUUGUGAAAUCACUUCCUGAGAGCGUCCUCGCCACGUUUCCUCAGCGAAAGCAGUCAUCCUCCUCUUCCUUCGAGAUGACAUCAGACGAUGAAGAUGACGAAGACAGUCUGGUGUGGGUGAACCAUCACAGCAUGGCUAAUGCUAAUGCUAAGCUUAACCCCUCCCUAACCCGAGAGGAGGCCACAGAGCAGAGCUCUGAGCACGCUCAGAUGUCACAAGCGCCGCCGCCACCGCCACCGCCUUUGACCAGAAGAGGUGACUCAUCUUCCAUCCCGAAGAGGCCGGCGACAGGACCCUCGAGGUCUCAGGGUGAUUCCAGUCACCACGCCUUCAAGGACAGGCUGGCAGCGCUGGGCAAGCUGCGUAGCUCCGAGGACCUCCAAGCGGGUUUAGGAGGCGUCGACGCUGUGAACGAGACCGCUGAGGAAAAAAGCCAAACAGCGGCGCUCCACAAGGAGGAGCAGAGACAUUCUAAGUUCUCGGACUCUUCGGAUGGGAAAUCAAGAGGGAGCAGCGGCGGGUUGAAGUACACCUCUCAGCUCUCUCCCUCGCCCGCCCUUUGUGUGGGCAAGACGGAAAGUUCCAAGAGCAAACUCGGUCUACCAUCGCCGAACACAGACGCUCCUCAAGUAUUACGCAACAACAUCAAGUGUCCCAGCUCGCUCAACCUGGCAUAUAAUGUGAAGGGGAGCAGCAGCCCCAACAAGGUACCCCCCAAGUCACCGUCCAAACCUUCCCAGGGUUCGUCCGCCCACAGAGCGGCUAAGCCUCCCGACGUCCCUCGUUACUCCUCCAAGUCAGAAGAAAGAACCAAAAUGAGCGGGAGAGGUAAAAAGAACCCCAUGUAUGGAGACAGCCUCCCGCCGCCUCCGCCCAGACCCCCUGUGUCUGAGGGCGACAAGCCGCUGCCUCCGCCGCCGGUCCCCAGCCCACAGUCGGCCAUCGAGCAGAAGGUGAUGAAGGGCAUUGAGGAGAACAUGCUGAAGCUGCAGGAGCAGGACAGAGGUCAGGGCCAGGGCGGUGAGGUCAAGCAGAAGGCGUCCAACGGCAUCGCCAGCUGGUUCGGCCGCAAGAAGAGCAAGCUGCCCGCCCUGAGCCGCAAGGCCGACGCCCCCAAGGCGAAGGACGAGAAGAGAGAGUGGAAGAUAAACAUCCCGUCGGUGAACAAGGACUCUGUGAAGUUGGCCAGCAGAUGUAAGGAGGGCGUGGAAGGACUGAACAUCUCCACGCUGAUGGAGAAGGCCGAGGGACUGAGGAGGGCGCUGGAGGAGGAGAGGGCGUACGUGGAGAGGUCGGGGAGGGGUCAUUCCUGUGAGGUGGUGAUGGACCAGACUCAGGGACAGCUAGCCGUCAUGUACAGAGGAGGACGAUCGGACAACUUUAUGCAACAGCUGCUGAACAGGGUGGACGGCAAGGAGCCCAUUUUAAUGCCACAGCGGCGGCUCUCGUUCGACUGUAAGACGUCCAGACCGGUCUUCAGUCAGCACAGCGACAUCAUUGGCGUUGUAGACGUAGAAAAGGCAUCAGACCGACUCGGUAAAAUCACAUCAGACGAGAACCUCACAGACUCAGUUCACUCCCAACACUUCGCUGCAGGAUCUGGUGCUUCCACUUACACUCUGGACAGCGGAAUUGGCACGUUCCCUCUACCCGACUGCAGCAGCGGCGCGGCUAGCCGGGGCCCGGCCAGGACGAGGGCCGAGCACCACCAUCCUUCUGGUUCCCCGGGGAAGGGCGGGCGAAGGGCCCGUACUUUGGACAGGGAGCCUACGCCUCAGGAGGAGAGCUGCACGCCGCACAAGCAGCUGAUUCCCAGCAUGCAGCACAGCUCCAAGAUGGAGGGAAGAGGCUCGGCCGGCCUCAUCCGCGAAGACAAAGACGCUCAUGGAGCCAACAUGUUUUCUCCUCGCUCCAAGACUUGGACUUUCCCCAACCUGAAGGCUCCAGCAGGACCAGCGGAGGUGUACUUGGCUGUGGAAGAGGAGGAAGAGGAGGUGGUGUCCUUCGGCACGCCCUUCAGAGCAAGCUUGAAGGCCAGCGCUCCGUCCUCCAGCCGUGUGGUGGACCCAGGCAGCUUGCCCGUCCCGGUCCAGUCUGGAAUGUCUCGCAGGGGGAAGACUCGCACGCCCAGCGUUCCCGAGAUGAGCCGAGAGGCCGGGCUGGAGCUGCUCAGGGAGCGGCCUGAGGAGGCGCUGUCCCCGAGCCGCCCGCAGGUUCUGGAGACGCCCGAGUCCCUCAGCGACUCUUUGUACGACAGUCUGUCAUCGUGCGGCAGCCAAGGAUGAUGCAAACAGACUGGAGAAGUCCACUCUCAUCCUGAUCCAGCAACAUGCAGUCAUCUGGCAGGAAAGGAACCUUACAAGGAGGUGAUGACUCCGCCUUGAUAGCUGCUUUGCAGCAAAAAGGAUCAAUGUGACUUCUCCUCAGGAUUUCCCGACAAAGUGAAACCAAAACCACCAGAUGAUGGUCGUUGACCUCUGUGCAAGGUGGACUCGUGUACAGGACUCCAAACGCAUGGCCAAGCUAACAAUAGCACAAAUGUCAUCCCGCUAGAUAGUGAGCAACAUGUCUGUUCUCUCCCAUCCUGGUUCCUUUAUGUUCACAUCCUUUUUUUUUUUUUUAAUUUAAUGUGGCAGUUCAAAAAAGUAAACAAAAGAGAAUGUUAAUUUUUUAAAUUGCUAAAAACGGUCACAUUUUUUGUGUAAAUGAAAAUGAUUUUAUCAAUCAUGUUGAUACUGUUUUGCGACCAUGAAGGUUGUCAGAAAAAUGUCUGUUUAAAACCUAAUGCAUUUAAAAAGGUAAUAUAUACCAGCAAUAAUAACAUAGAAAGAGAAAUGGCUACACUAUUCAAUGAAUAUGUAUUUGUAUUAUUUAUUUCAAAUGUAUAUCAUUCUCAUCUUUUUGUCCUUUCUUUGAAAAUGGACAUGUCCUCGCUUAGAUGAUGUUCAUUUCAACAUGUGUUGCUGUUUGUCGCCUAGAUGGUAGAUCCUCUGUACGUACUGCCGUUUUUCAACUUUAUAAUUAAAAAGGUUUUCAUUUGAUCUGCA
This is a messenger RNA of Nerophis lumbriciformis (worm pipefish), 5143 nucleotides long. It is a transcript of the gene nckap5l, whose product is annotated as NCK-associated protein 5-like. NCBI's taxonomy places the organism in Eukaryota, Metazoa, Chordata, Actinopteri, Syngnathiformes, Syngnathidae. Gene Ontology annotation, cellular component: microtubule plus-end. Gene Ontology annotation, biological process: microtubule bundle formation; microtubule depolymerization. The record is from RefSeq and is a predicted model, not a curated record.